AGCGCGUAAAAACCAAGAUGGCGGUUGCAGGAUUCGCAUGUCCCUUUGCACGCCUUCCUUCUUGCAAGCAUAUCGUUUCUCGAAAUCUUAUUCGUAGUGUUAGAAAAUGUGAACGAGUCUGCAGCCGCUAUUCAUAUCAUAGUCUUUCUUUCCUGUCAUCUUGCCACGUUGCAGCAAGAUCUCUUUCUAGCUCGUCCCUCGUGAAGCGCAGAAAUUCCAGAAAUAGUAUAAUUCUCUUCGCCUCUUCACAAGCAUUGUUUCAGCAUGAUCGUAGGUUAGUAGACUCUCGUGAGCACAAUGCUCUCCAUCCUUAAUGUAAUUCAGAAUUGUUGUAGACGGUGUGGCUGUUUUAAAGGAAUUGUUAUUGUGAUAUUAUUUAAGUUAAGUUAUUAUGUAAUAGUUAACUCAUUGACAUUAUUUGCCCUCUUUCGUGAUAUUGUACCACUUGAAUAACGGUUAACAGCAUGCAGUAACUGUAUUUUUUAAAUACACCACAUUAGAAAAUUGUAACAACAGAGUAUUUCUUUCCUAAGGCUAGGAGGGGAUUCCCCUCUCUAAGGGAGACACAUCUCUUUAUCAUAUUGCUGGGCAGGGUAUGGUGUUUUUUAUCUCUAUCCUGAAUGGCAUGUGAAAUUUUAAACAACCUCACCCUAAACAGAGUCUCAUGUGGAACUUUAGUUCAGAUUUCCCCUUGGAGAAGUAGGUCUAAAAUUUGAUUUACUACAGGCAACUGCAUGGAUGUCUAAAUUUACCUUUCUUCACGUAGAUUACUUGCCCACGCCCUUACCCAUAGUCUCUUGGAGGACUGCAAAAUUUACUCAUCCCAGACAACCAAACAGGACUUUUUUCAAAUCCUGUGAUCUGGUCAUAAAAAUGUAUUAUACCAGUACUAACAUGUAAAGUGCAUGUAAUUACCAAAAAUGUUUUUUUAUGAAUACCAUGCAAUGCACUACAAUAUAUUUUUCCUUAUUUUGUUUUACCAGAUACUGUUCAACCAAUCCUCAGGUUGAACAAUCUGAAAGUGAUCCACAGCUUUUAACAAAAUCACAUUUAUUACAUCUUUGUGAAACAAUAAAAAAGGUAACAAUAAUGUAUGCAUAAAUUUUAAUAAAUAGAGGUCUAUACAUGUAGGAUUAUUACAAAUUUUGACCCCACCUUCUCCCCUCCCACCACCACCCAAAAAAAGAAAAGAAAAGAAACUGGAGUGGCUUCAACAGGAUUUGAGCCCACAGCCUUUGUAUUAGCAUUGCAUGCAGUGUUCUACCAAUUGAGCUAUGAAGACCCAUACAUUUGGAGCAGGCCAAUUUGUUGAGUUCACCUUAACCCGCAAAAGAAAUGACAUGCUGAUGAUGAUGUGGACUGUGGAAAUAGAAAUUAUAGAUAGUAAUUAAUCAUAUAAUGAACAUCAACGGAAAGAAAUAUAAACCUGUCAGGUUCCUUUGCCAAGCUGAAUAAAUUUCUCCUCAAUCAGCUAUUAAUAAUAUGUAUUAUUAUGGUACGCUUUUAGUUUCUUCGCACUGGUUACAGGAGAGCAACCCUCCCUUCCUACCCCAAAAUAAAAUAUAUUAAUUAAUGAAUCCCUUAGUAGAGCCAUAUGAAGAAACUCUUAGUGUCCAAACAUUAUAUUUACUAAGGAGUUGUUGAGCCAGUCAGUCAGGCUUUUGUGUGAUUUCUGAACAAAGUAGAGAGGAAGCACUACUAAAUACAUUUAAAUAGUGAAUGUGUAGGUCUAAGAAGUAAAUUUAUCGUAAUAUAGGCUUUGAGAAUGUUGCUGAAAUAUGUUAAAAUUUUGUCCUCCAGGAACUGAACACUUCCAUAAGACCACUUAGAGAUGUAAGCCAUUACUACUUCGAUGGACAGGGGAAAUAUAUUAGACCAAUGAUUGUAUUACUUACAGCUGAAGCAUGUAACAAUCACACUUCUAAUUCAAGGUUUGUGUAAAUCUGGGGGUUGGAGGGCUGAAGGGUGUGGUUUUUGACCCCUUUUGGUCUGAAAUUGGGUACAGAUUUUAACCAUUUAUGUGUUAAAUGGGGAAAUGUCUUUUUAUAUGCUUUGUAACAAAAUUAAGUAAUUAUUUAUUUAUUUUUCAUUAUUUUGUUGUUUCAGAACAGCAGUUUAGGUCUGAAAUAGGGUAGAAAAAAAUCAGCAAAGAGAAAUUUGAUGCUGAUAUGUCUUAAGCUUUAAGGAUUAAAGCUUAACCCAUUCGCCCCUGAACCACCCAUGCAGAUCCAUGUCCCUUCUACCACUAACCACUUGUGAUUCCAUCAGAUUUAAUGGUCAAGGACAUCUAACUGGUGCAGAGUAAAAUGACCUUUCAAAGCAUACCAGAAUGAGCACAAUUCAGUCAAGGACCCCAGAGAAAAAAAACAUGCAAAAAACCAUGUAACACUGACUUGAACAUUUCCAUGAAAGUCUUGUUCCACCACCCACCUACCCUUCCUUUCAUUUUAUAUUUCUGAGAUCCAAAAAACUUUCCUGAACAUUUUUUGUCAACUUCACAAGCUAAUAUUUUAUGUCUGGAUCAAAAAGCUGUGAAGUGUAUGCCCUGUAAACGGCUUCGUGGUAUGUUUUAGCUCUCUAUAGCAAGACAGUGACCAGAAAACUGCUCAACUAGCUUCAAAAUGCAUUCUUCAGUAACAUUUCCAGAGGCAAAUGGGUGAAAUAUGAGUGCACACUUAUUAAUAUAGAGAUUAAGAAUCAUGUUUAUGGCUUAACUAACAGCAAACGUCAUGCGCAUUCAAGAUGACAAUUUUUCAUUUUAGGAAAUGAGCUGAUGAAAACUUUCUGAGAUAAUUUACACACCUGUAUGGAUGAACUGGCAAAAAUCUACUGAUUUCUGUGCCGACAAAGUAAAUGUUAAACAGCAGAUUAGAACAAAACUUGGUCACGUGGUAAAAAUAAUUGAUGUUUGUCAUUUGCCAUAAAGGUGAUUCUGAAUCUCUCUAAUAAUAUUGUAUUUACUGGUAUUCAAUUUUUAAGGACCAUACUACCUUCCCAAGAAACUGUUGUCAUGGUAUCAGAGAUGAUCCACACUGCCAGCUUAGUUCAUGACGAUGUUAUAGAUGGUGCAGAUACAAGACGUGGCAAGACAUCUGUGAAUAAGAUGUUUGGAGAAAAGAUGUCUGUCUUGGCAGGGGAUUACAUUCUUUCUUGUGCUUCCCAGGCACUGGCUCGGCUUGGAAAUGCUGAAGUUGUCGAAUUGUUAGCCAAAGUUGUAGAUGAUCUUAUCAAAGGUGAUUAAAUCUGUGCUGUAUUUCCUAUAAUAACCCCCAAGUAUUAACCCCAGAGCUGAAACUUUGCUAAUAUAUUAGAAAUAAAUACAGUGUAUUACAGAUGGUAUUUUAGUAACAGACUUGACAGAAAAAAAAGUACACAAGGUUGUGCGCUAAGAAAAUUUGAAGGGAGCCCAAGGCUCUGAACCUGUGGAAUCCAGGGUGACCAGUAUAUGAUUUCUGUAAAAAUAGCUAAGAUUUGCUGGUCACCCAUGGCCCCGCCCAUGGGGCCUCCCAGCACUGUUAGAGCACAGUCUUGUCACACAUUCAGUCACUUUCUGUUUUUUAUAUUUUUGUCAACUGGUGAUGUUGUUUUCUUGUUUAACAUUGGCAUGAUAAAUAAGAUGAGGAGGCUGUUUUCAGAAUUUCACUUGUGUCUCGUCAGUUUUAAGCCAUUUCAAAAUUAUUAUUAAUGUCUUUAAAAAAAACUUUUUGGAGUGAAGCCUUUUUGUUGUUUAUUAACUACAAUGAUCACACAUUUUUAGUCUCAAACAUGUGACAGAGGAACAUUUUACCUGAUUAGAUAAACAGAAUAUUUUAUGUCAUUGUUGCAGGAGAGUUUAUGCAGUUGGGAUCUAAAGAACACCCAGAUGAGAGGUUUAACCAUUACUUAGAGAAAACAUACAAGAAGACAGCUAGUUUAAUAGCUUGUUGUUGUAAAGCGGUAAGUCUUCAGACAUUAAUGUACUCUAGUAGGAACUGUGAGUCUAAAUCCUUCCUAUCAAAACAUAGUUUACUUGUACACUGAUUCAUGGUUCCGAAUGGAAAAUGCCUUGACAUUGUAAUAACCUGAUUCUAAAAGUGGUCCAAAGCCACUCAAUCAAAAGGGAGGGGUUUUAAAGGGUGACUUUGAACCAUGUUAUCAGGCUAACCAUUGUAGUAUUUCAAAGAUUUAACAACAACAUUAACUUUAUUGUAUUGAACAGAUAUAAUUACAUCAAUAUGGGGAAUUUAUAGGAAACCCUUACAGGCUUUUACAAGAUUCCCCUUAUUUGAAGUACAUUUUAGUGUAACUUAAUGGAUUUUACACAUUUUUAGGUUUCUGUAUUUGGUGGUUGUAGCCCUGAAAUUCAAGAAAUAGCCUAUCAAUAUGGAAAAAAUAUAGGAAUGGCCUUUCAGGUAUGUUUGCAGCAUUUUAAAAUCAUUAAUCAAGAUGUAACAUUUGUAAGUCCUAACUUGACGUCACUUGUUUAUCCUUUUUCUCCCAGAAUCGAUCUUGAGACAUAGACUGUAAAUAAAACUCUGUAGUUUGACCAUUGGAAUGAAACUUUUUCAGCGGUAAUUUUGUUUGGUACUGUUUGGAUAAUUUAGAAUUUUAGUGAAUCUUGCAGAUUUUUAAAUCCUUUAGUUUAUAAGGAUAAAAUGAAAUGUGUUUCUGCUUCCCCCUUACCCCAUUGGAGGUUUAUAAUAAUAUUGGUUUUAACAUUCCCACCUUUCUGGAAAUCCCAGUUUUGGUUUAUACUUUCCUGAAACAGGAAAAAAGUUGUUAAUGAUAAUAAUUUUAUUAUAAAUUGUUCUUUUUGCCAUUAUUUUAGAUUGUAGAUGAUAUUUUAGACUUUAUAUCAACUGACAUGGAAAUGGGAAAACCAACAGCCACAGAUUUACAACUUGGGCUGGCAACAGCUCCCGUGUUAUUUGCUUGUGAACAGGUGAAGGAAAAUGUUAAGAAAAUUGUCAAACCAAAGGCAUACCCCUGCAGUUGUUUCUUUAUGGUUGUCCUUUAAUAACAAGAAUUUGAAUUAAUAUCAGUGCAUUUUGGAACAUGGCAUAGAGUCAAACAGGGUCUAUUACUUUAGACAGAAUUUAAAUGAUGAUAAUUAAAGAAAAUAUAUUGAGCUUCACAUCCCACUGCCUUAAAAUAAAAGAACUGGGUAGUACAGGUCCCAGUUGUUCAAACGUGGGAUAGCUCUAUCCACUGUAUAAAAAUCUGUCAAGUGGAUGACGCAAUUGGUUUCCCUAAGACCGUAUUUAUUCGAUCAACUGCCCUGGGGACUUAUUAAAUUUUUGGACUUUGAGAGUGGGUGCUCAUUCGAAGUGGGCACUUAUAUAAUUUUCACCAAUGAUUUUGCCAAGUGUAAUAAGUUUAUUUGGCAACAAUAAAUGGUAAUGAUAAAAUGUGAAGAUGUAACAAAGCAAGGUUUCUGUGAAAUACUCUGAACAAAACUUCGUCUUCAAGCAAGUCUCUUAUAAGUACCUAUUCAAUGUUUUGUGGGUGGGAAGGGAAAGGGGGUGGGGUGGGGAGGGCACUUAUUCGAGGUGGGUGCUAAUUCGAGGUUGGGUAAUAUGGUACUUUUCUGCUGGAUGGUGAAUUAUCCAGUGGAUAGCAUUGUCCACCUUUUGAACAACCAAGGCCACACAAUUUUGCAUUUAGUACAGGCAAGCAAAGUUAAAUGUGAGGCGAGGGGUGAACAAGACACACCUUGUCCUUCACCCUCUAGCUUCACACAUCUCUCACAAUCACUUCUUGCCCGUGUUUUUCUUUGCUUCUCUAAAAAGAAACAGUGAUAUAACCUGUUCUGCAGGCUACACAGUAAGUACUAGCCAUAAAUAUAUAGACCCCUCUCAGAAAAAAUUUCUUACAUUAAUAAGGUCCCCCCCCCUUGAGAACAAGGUGGUAGAUUGUAUAACAACUCAUACUUGGUCUUAUGCUGUCGUUAGUAUGCUAACUCAACUCAUUGUGUGUACUUUUUUCAUUACAGUUCCCUGAUCUUAAUGCCCUUAUUAUGCGGAGAUUUAAAGGACCCAAUGAUGUAGAAGAAGCUCGACAAGCAGUGCAUAAGGUGAGUAUUGCCAGAAUUAAAAGGGUACCCCUUAGUUUUCAUAUUUUGUCAUUCACUAUAGGUUGACAGGAUUUAGAGAAGCUCAUUGCCCUGCUCUAAAUAUCCAUUGUACAUGGAAAAAGGCCCCUUUGAUCAUGAGAUCAAGUGACACGUCACACGGAUGAAAACCUAGUGUUAUGAGGGUGAAGUAGCAUACAUUCCGUCCAGCACAAAGCAGGCACGGAUUACUUUGUUUCCCCUUAUAUCGUGCUCUGUUUUUGUGCCCUGCUUUCUUUCUGGAAAUUAUAGAUAAUGCGUAUUGGACAAAAGACAGGCAAAAGCUUCAUGGCCCGAGCUUACAUAUAAUACGAGAGGUUUCUUUUAGCCUAGUGGGGCAUGUUUUCCUCUAUUUGACAUGAUUUAUAGGCACAGUUGUUUCCAUCACUGAUGUCAAAUUAUUGUGCGCCACCAAAGUUUUUACGUGGGUGAGUCACUUUUUUAUUAUUGCUUUUUUUUUUCAGAGUGAUGGUAUAGCCCGCUCCUAUACAUUGGCAAGCCAGUACGCUAAGGAAGCAGUGAGACAAAUCAACAAGUUGUCUCCAUCUCCCCACAGAGAUGCCCUGGUUAAAAUCACACAGGAAGUCUUAAAACGAAGAAAGUAGAUCCCUGCAACGGCUACCACUGCCACCACUGGGGGAGGGGGUACUCAACAGACGUUUACACGGGGAGGCUCCUCCCCAGAGUCCCUACCUCUUACCCUUUUAUAUACCAUUUUUUCACGAAAAGGGUACCCGUUUAGUAUGCUUUCUAUUGACAAAUGGUAUCUUUUUCACAUACCUUUUAACUGCUGUAAAUGCACUGUCUUUUAAAAAGGAAUCAAUCACAAAAAUAGAACGUUUUCUCUCGUUUUCUCUCAACCUCGUCCAUCCCUUUUGGAGCCUUUUACAGACCCAAAUGACAGAUUUCUCUUGCCUUUAAUAUACAUCAACGAGUGAAAUCCCUUACCCCUUUCGAGCGGAGCCUCCCCGUUUAGGCCAUCAUAGAGAGUACCCCCCCUCCCCCCUAGGAACUGCCACACGCCUCUCUGUGCCUCUCUCUUUGGUCUCGAAAACGUACCACACGAAAAGAGUUAAUAAACAAUUCACUUGCCCUUUGAUAACUAUUUUACUUGUGACUUUACUAUCAAACUCGCUAACGGGAUACCUACCCCGUCCCACAGUCUUAUAGUUUCUUCAGUUGAGUGUGGACAUCCUCCUGAAAUAAAUCUCCCUGAACUCCUCGAUAAACAUGAUUUUUCACGUAGGACAUUAUCGGGUUCGCCC
Porites lobata is the source of this 7353-nucleotide messenger RNA. The record is from the annotation of a GenBank genome assembly. Lineage: Eukaryota; Metazoa; Cnidaria; Anthozoa; Scleractinia; Poritidae.